Messenger RNA from Vombatus ursinus (common wombat), 3289 nucleotides. RefSeq names its product T-cell activation inhibitor, mitochondrial-like. Gene Ontology annotation, cellular component: mitochondrion. The record is from RefSeq and is a predicted model, not a curated record. Bases 188 to 1663 code for a protein of 491 amino acids. The transcript is spliced from 11 exons. NCBI's taxonomy places the organism in Eukaryota, Metazoa, Chordata, Mammalia, Diprotodontia, Vombatidae.
GAAGGCCAAAUGAGCCGGCCGGGACCGUGACCCUGCGUGGGCAUCCUUCCGCGCGUGAAUUGGGGUCCCCGCCGUGCCGCCUCGGGGGAGGGAAGGUGUAAUCGUGUGAGCCGCGCGGCUGCGGGUCCGGGCGUCCGGCCUAGAGAUUAAUGGAUUCCCAGAAGUUGACUUGCAGCAAUAUAUAGAAAUGUUUUUCUAUAUGAGACCCAUAAGGAGGUUAUGUCUAGAGAAAAUAUUGCCCCCCUGGCUUCUUCACUCAAGAACACUCUCCGGAGCUGAGGCCAUAAACGCUCUGAGACCUUUCUAUUUUGCAGUGCACCCAGAUUUCUUUGGACAGCAUCCCAGAGAGAGGGAAAUCAAUGAAAAUUCUCUUAAGAAAUUAAGUGCCUACUUGGAAAACCUCCAGAAACCGGGCUUCAAGUCUUUGAAACCAACUCAGCUUACUUUUUACGUGAGAGAGACGGAACAGAUGUCCUCGGAUGGCCACGAGUCAUUGAACGCACUAGGAUUUCGAGCCGUCACUUUUACUUUGCAUAGCAGAGAUCUCCUGAGCACCGUCCUAGAUAUUCUCAACUCCUGUAGCUUAUCCACUGAGCACAUCCCGAGUUCCAGUGCUAAUGAGGCUUCCCAAGCACCCAGCGGGGCACAAAGGACAUUUGACAGACCUAUUAAAUGGAACAAGACUUACUACUCCUUUACUGGAUUCAAGGACCCUGAAGAAGAACUGGAAAAAGCCCAAAGAAUGGAAACUUCUCUCGUGUCCUGGUUAGAUAGUAAUGAAAAAAAUGCCAUUAAAAAGCUGAACAGUAGUUUGCCACUAAGAGAGGAACUAGACCGUUUGAAAAACCAGCUGUCUCAUCAGCUCCUGCUCUCAGAUAUCAGGUGGCAGAGGAGCUGGGGGAUUGCUCACCGCUGUGGCCAGCUGCAUAGCCUAGGUCGCUUAGCCCAGCAAAACCUGCAAGUCCUUCAGAAUGUUCAAGGUUGUACAAUAAUAUUCACAGACCGGUCAGGCAUGAGUGCCUUGGGCCAUAUCAUGCUAGGAACCAUGGACGUUCAUCACCAGUGGACCAAACUCUUUGAAAGGUUGCCCAGUUACUUUGCCCUCCAGAGGAAGCUGAUGCUUUUAGAGGACCGGAUCAGCCACCUGCUGGGUGGCAUCCAGGUGGUCUACGUGGAGGAGCUGCAGCCAGCGCUGACCCUUGAGGAAUACUACUCUCUCCUCGACGGCUUCUAUAGCCGGCUUCUGAAGAGCAGGCCCCCCUUCCACCCGCACAGUCUCCGGGGCCUGCAGAUGGUCCUGGACAGCGACAGGUACUCUCCCAGCCUGCAUGAACUCGGUUACUUCAACAUCCCAACACUGUGCGACCCCGUGUCCCUGCCGUGGUUUAUUUUCACCAAAGCAGCCCAAGCCCGAGAAAACAUGAAAAGAAAGGAUGAGUUAAAGGUAAUUGAAAAUGAAUUGAUCCACGCGUCCAUUAAGAAAUUUUCUCUGAAGAAGCUGUACAAGGAGCCUAGCAUUUCAAGCGCCCAAAUGAUUGCCUGCUGUGAGCGACUUCUCGAACAGUCCCUGCCAUACCUGGAAGGGAUGCACGUCUGUGUCUCACAUUUCUAUUCUGUUCUGCAAGAUGGUGACCUUUGCAUUCCCUGGAAUUGGAAGAACUAAGGCACUGCCUUGGGAGGCGAGGUCACCAGGAGACAUGACUUUAGACUUAACUUAUUUAAAUCUACGUUUUGAUACGACAGUGUGGUCAUGCCUCUUGCCAGAGGGGGACGCCUAACUGCUGCUCUGGAAGUAGGACUUCUGGUACCCGCAGGAAAGCUGUUUGUGCGUUUCCAGUUCUCACCUCCCACCUUCCGUGGUGUCCAGAAUGAUAGACAGGUCUAACUUAGAUAUAUUUUUAGUAGUGGGCAAAAGCCGCUUUUAAACGAAGCGAGAGUUCUACAAAAGAAAAAUGAUCUAUUUUUAUACGCACGGCUGUUGGAGUGGGACGUUCGAGGCCCAGGAAAGGAACAGACACGUGAUGAAGAAGGAGAAAUGAGUUCCUGUUCCUGCAAGCACCUGGCACAGUGCCCGGACACAUAGGCGCUUAAUCGAUGUUUAUUGAAGUCCCGGUUCUCACCUUUCUUGUUAAACCCCAUCCCUACGUGUUCUGUCUCUAACGGUGGACAGCUGGUAUUAUCCAAGAGGGGAUUUCUAGGAAGCAAAAAUGAUUUAUCCAUUUUGAGUCAGAAAAAGGUUAGAAUUAUCAAAAAUUCUGUAGCUAUCAUAUAUGAUGUCCCUUUGACUUUUUUAUAAGCUAUUUGGGGCCAGUAUAUUUGUUACAGUAUUACCCACUCUUGAUGCUGGAGAGUUUGGUUUGUAGAUUAUUGCUCCUGUAAUUAAGGAUUUCCUGUCAAUUUGUAGCAGUCUGUGAUUUAGAAUCGCGUUUCUGGCUGCACGUGAGUCAACUCUGGUCACCCCUGGAGGUGGCUGAAGGCCCAGAUCCUCAGCCCAGGGCUGAGGUCAAGGAUCCUUGCCAGGCCUUCCCAGCCCAGGCUUCCCUGGCUCUCUCCAGGUGCCAGACACUUGCCUGGUGCAGUGGCCGCUGCCUCUGGGUUCCUGCUGCUGUCACACUGUGGGGUUUGUCCCCAGGUCUCCAAUGCCACGGCCCCCUCCUGAGCAUCCUGGAGCGUCACCAGUGACUUCUCUUCCUAGAGCUGAGUGUUUUUAGGAUGGCGUCUUCAUGUAUUGCGUGGCUCCUCCCUCCCUGGGGUCUUUCCCCAGAAUGUUGAGAGCCAGGCCUGUUCUCCGUGGCUGUUCGCCAUCCGCAGACACUCCUUGACAGGGAAGGCAGGUAAUGGUCUGGCUCAGAUUCCCUGGGUACCACUGGGGCAUCACUGAAAAUGCCUGUUUCCAGCGUGUGCUGUUAGACUGAAAACUUUGGAAGAGAUUAGGUCAGAUUUAAGCUAAUCUGAAACCUACAUUCAGAAAUCGUAAUCUGAACAAUUCAAAUAAAAAUUGGAAAGUAAUUCUGGAUUCCAAGAAAGUAUUGAUUUAUACGGUUAGUGUUUGUAGAUGCCAACAUUGUCCUUUUUACCUCUGCAGAAAUCUGCUACAAAAAAACUUCUGUCUUUUAGAAUGAAUGUCUGCUGCCUCGGAACAUUUGACCAAACCUACAGAUAACCCAAAAACUGCCGUUUUAUCAGUAAUUUUCAGAUGAAAAAACUUAGAUUAUUCCCCUUUGUAAGAUUAACUAAAAUGUAAUUUCCAGUAGUAUGUUUUGAACUGGAUUUUGCCUCUAAGAACUGA